AUGGAAGAACCCACAAGGAAGGCGGCCAAACAAGAAAUUACAGAAUCUCUAAAGAUAGUACUAUACAGCAUGCAACAUAUAGGAUUCUCGUUCGACAAACCUAAGAAUGCUUCAGCUUAUUUACGCCAAAAAUUCAUUUUAAUCAUAUCUGUUUGCGGGAUCUGCCUUCAUGUGUUCAGUGAACUCGUUUACAUACUGUUCACGUUCGCAAGCACUCCUAGCAUUGAAGAUGUCGUGCCACUCUUCCAUACUUUUGGUUACGGCGUUUUGAGUGUUGCAAAAAUAUUCGCUUUCUGGUACAAAAAAUCUGUAUUCGGGGAAUUGGUAGAUGAACUAGCUGAGAUAUGGCCUAUGCCUCCUAUGAGUGAAGAUGCGGAAAAUUUAAAACAAAAAAGUUUAUCCGCUUUACGAAUUAGCCAUCGAUGGUACUUUAGUGUGAACAUCAUGGGAGUGUGGUUUUAUAACUUGACUCCAAUAAUUAUAUAUUGCUACCGAGUUUGGCAGGAGCAAGAGGCGGAGAUUGGCUUUGUUUGGGCGUCUUGGUAUCCCUUCGACAAACAUCGGCCUAUUGCACAUGUUGGUUGUUACUUGUUUGAAAUGUAUGCAGGUGUAACUUGUGUUUGGAUAAUGGUUUCUUCCGAUUUGCUUUUCUCGGGAAUGGCAAGCCAUAUUGCUUUGUUGCUGAGGAUCUUGCAAAGGCGUUUUGAGUCUUUGGCUUCUAUUGAGAAGAGUGACGAUGAAAACUUUGAAGAGAUACGCUCUAACAUCAAAUUACAUCAACGACUUAUAAGCUAUUGUAACAGUUUGGAAGAAGCGUUCUCUCUCGUUAACCUUAUUAAUAUCGUGAUGAGCUCCAUAAAUAUUUGUUGUGUUGUAUUUGUAAUUGUGCUGCUCGAGCCCGUGAUGGCAAUAAGUAAUAAAUUAUUUUUGGCAUCAAUUUUGAUUCAAGUCGGGUCUAUGUGCUGGUAUGCUGAUGAUAUUCUUCACGCUAACGAAAACAUAUCCGUCGCCGUGUACAAUAGCGGUUGGUAUAAAACGAGUCCCCGUUGUCGACGUACUCUUCUCUUCAUUAUCCGUAGAUCUCAAAAGCCUAUCGGUUUCACUGCUAUGAAAUUCACAAAGAUCUCACUGAAAACCUACUCUUCGAUAUUAACGAGGUCGUACUCAUAUUUUGCUCUUCUCUACACAAUGUACAGCGAAAAAUAAAUUACAUAUGAUGACAACACAAAUAAAAUCACAAAACCUAUAAAUUUAUAACUCACUGCACAUAAAGUGGAAAAGAAUGGAAGUGUA
This is a messenger RNA of Maniola jurtina (meadow brown), 1293 nucleotides long. RefSeq names its product odorant receptor 4-like. The coding region runs from base 1 to 1206 and encodes 401 amino acids. Gene Ontology annotation, biological process: sensory perception of smell; detection of chemical stimulus involved in sensory perception of smell. The record is from RefSeq and is a predicted model, not a curated record. The transcript has 9 exons. Lineage: Eukaryota; Metazoa; Arthropoda; Insecta; Lepidoptera; Nymphalidae. Gene Ontology annotation, cellular component: plasma membrane. Gene Ontology annotation, molecular function: olfactory receptor activity; odorant binding.